AUGCAGGCACGCUACUCCGUCUCCAGCCCCAACUCUCUGGGAGUCGUCCCCUACAUCAGCAGCGACCAGAGCUACUACCGGGCCGGGGGGGGAUAUACGGGAAUGCCUGCGCCCAUGAGCAUGUACUCACACGCGGCCCACGACCAGUACCCGGCCAGCAUGGCCCGCGCGUACGGACCGUACACUCCUCAGCACCAGCCCAAGGACAUGGUCAAGCCUCCCUACAGCUACAUCGCCCUCAUCACCAUGGCGAUCCAGAACUCGCCCGAGAAAAAGAUCACCCUGAACGGGAUUUAUCAGUUUAUUAUGGAGAGAUUCCCCUUCUACCGGGACAACAAGCAGGGCUGGCAGAACAGCAUACGGCACAACCUCUCCCUGAACGAGUGCUUUGUCAAAGUGCCCCGAGACGAUAAGAAACCCGGCAAGGGCAGCUACUGGACCUUGGACCCGGACUCCUACAAUAUGUUUGAGAACGGUAGCUUCCUACGGCGUCGGAGAAGGUUCAAAAAGAAGGACGUGCAGAGGGAGAAGGAAGAGCGGGACAGGCAGGGCAAGGACCCCUCAUCCCGCGCCGCGGGGCGGGAGCAGGACGCGCCGGGUCAGGGCUCUCAGCCGGUCCGGAUCCAGGAUAUUAAGACUGAGAACGGGAGCUCCACGCCGCCUCAGGCCGCAUCCCCGACCCUGGGGGCCGUGCCGAAGAUCGAGAGCCCCGACAGCAGCAGCAGCAUGUCCACAGGCAGUCCGCACAGCGUCCCGUCCAACCGGUCCCUCAGCAUGGAGGGGGCCGAGCACCACCACCACGGCCAGGUCCCCGCGCAGGGCUUCAGCGUGGACAACAUCAUGACCUCGUUGCGAGGCUCUCCGCAGGCCGAGCUCUCCCCGCCUCUCAUAGCCUCCUCUCGGACAGGUAUCACCCCAUCCCUCACGCUCAACUACUCCCCCAACCAGACGUCCGCCUACAGCUCGACGACCUGCAACCAGAACGCCAUCCCCACCAGCUCCAACGCCACCUACCACUGCAACAUGCAAGCCAUGAGCCUGUACGCCGGGGACAGAGCGUCCGGCGGCCACCUGGCGCCCUCCACCACCGUGGAGGAGGCCCUGCCAGACUACUGCAUCACCACCACCACCGCGUCCCCGCUCGGCCACGGGAAUCUGAGCCAGGCGGGCCAGGACGGCCACCACUCGCACCAGGGCCGGCUCGCGUCCUGGUACGGGGACCUGAGCCACUUGAGCCCGGGCUAUCCGGCGCAGCAGCAGAACUUCCACUCCGUGCGGGAGAUGUUCGAGUCCCAGCGGAUCGGGCUCAACGGCUCCCCGGUCAACGGGAAUAACAGCUGUCAGAUGGCCUUCCCCUCCGGCCAGUCCAUCUACCGCGCGUCCGGAGCCUUUGUUUAUGACUGCAGCAAGUUCUGA
Molecule: messenger RNA, 1416 nt
Organism: Menidia menidia (Atlantic silverside)
Lineage: Eukaryota; Metazoa; Chordata; Actinopteri; Atheriniformes; Atherinopsidae
Source: the annotation of a GenBank genome assembly